Messenger RNA from Porites lobata, 32238 nucleotides. The record is from the annotation of a GenBank genome assembly. NCBI's taxonomy places the organism in Eukaryota, Metazoa, Cnidaria, Anthozoa, Scleractinia, Poritidae.
AUGAUAGGUGGUCAUAUUUUAGGACGUAUGGGAUGGAAAAUGUUGGAAUGUGAUAUCCAGUGUUGCAAUAGUAGCAACUGUAAUGAUGUUGGUAAUACAUGAAUCUUAGCCUAAGGCCAGGGGUAAUUUUACAGGGAUUUUAAAAAAGAUAAGCUUAAAUUUUAUUUAUGCCUCAAUCGUCUGCGGAUGUGGCUCAUAGUAGGAGAGUGGCCCAUACAAUAAGCGAUCGGUUCUUCGUAUUUCCUUAAUAAGUAAAAAAAUAGGCGAUGAUAUCGUCUAAAAACAUUAACGUUGUCUCACAACAAUGUUGUGAACAACAUCGUUUUCUUUCCAAUUGAUACUCAAAAUGUACCUUAUCCAUUACAGUGUCAAUUCAAAAGCCUCUUCCGUCUCCUCUCUUGCCCAUAUCAUUUAGCCUGCGUUGCAGCCAGCCCACGCACUUGUCUAAACCAUUUGUUUAUAGCGUCUAUAACGCAGGAAAAUAGGGAGUUUAAGAUCCAACGACGCGGACGACAACAAGAACGUCAAAAAAGCAACUGGUUUAAUUAGCAAAACAACAACUUCGCACGUGCAACACACUUUUUGUUCAUUUCUUUCCCGUUUUUGCUCGACUACGACGUAAAAAUGCCUAAUUUCGCGUUUUAUGGAGGACGUAAACAAGCAACGACGAAAUUUUAUUUCUCUUUCUGAGCUUGAAUAUGGUCCCUUGAAAUUCAGCUUCAGGAGGGCUCGCCUACAAUUGACAAAGUAAGUGGGUAGGAAUAAUCGCUAUAAAGACUGAGAAAACUCAAAUUCACUUUUUAAGCGACGUUCUUGUCGCCGUCGCGCCGUUGGAUCUUAAAGUCCCUCAUAUCAUUUAAAUCAAAGACUUUUAAUUUCUAAUGCCACGCCCUACUGCGUGGGGUACCCCUUACAGUUUGCUAAACAAGCCGGUACAUUUUCCCUAAAUCUCCCUUAGCUUUUCUGACGCACAAUGGGUCUUUCAAAGGAUCUAAUGAAAAGAAAAACAAAAGUCGUCAAGUACCUUAGUGGGAUUUAAUUUCGCUGGUCUUUUAUUUCGUGUUUUUUGGCGAUUGCAAAUAAAUCGCAGAAUCAAAGACCAGUGUUAAAACACGCAAAAUUCAAUACCCAUAUAAGAAAUCGAAUUUACAGAACAAAAAGUGAUGUGCGUGUAAUAUCAACACAAUGAUAUCUAUCGAGAAAUUCACAAAUUAUCGAAUGAUUUUUCUGGUGAUUUCCAUUUUGUAUCUUCUGUUGUGAAGUAACGUUAAUUUGUAAAGAUUUCACACGGAGUAUACAAUCUAGUAUGUACUUAUAAUCUCCAUCUGAAUCGCUUUGCUUGUUCCAGCUAAUCUAGAAAAUGUAAAAAGUUCAGACUUUUUGAGAAACAAAAUGUAACUGAGAACGCUUGAAUCGCGAAAUUUAAUGCCUUUUUUCAUAUUUAUCUAUUGAAAGAUAGUAUGGACUUAAUGCGCCUUGUAUUGUACUUUGCUUCAAUCAGCCUUUUUUUCCAUUUGGGAAAGGUACUUAGAAGCCUAGAGACCGAUGGAAACUUUUGAACUUUUUUUUAAACAAUUUUCUUUUCUUCAGAUGCCUGUUAGGGCAAGAGAGAAUAAUGGGCAGAGAGGGAAACGCCCUGUCUAGCCGCUUGGGAUAUUUGAAUUUCACCAAAGUUAUUUUAAGACCAAUUUUAAUUAAUUAAUUGAAAGUUUGUUUCCGGAGAGUUCGGCAAACUUUCAGUGAAAUCGAGAGAGAAUUUAACAGUCGCAUUUACCGUAUACUUCAAUGUUUGCUUUGAGGCAGUCGCACGUGGACUUAAUAACGUUUCAAACAAUCGAUUAAAAUGUGUGGACGUCUCAGGAAUUAGACUUCUGUUUAAUUACAACCUCUAAAAGUAACUGUAGUGAAAUUCACAUAUCCCGGCCAGCGCCCUAAUAUUCCCCAUCUGUCCGAUUAUUCCCUCUUGGUAAUGGAGGGUAAAUGACCAUAACCUGUAGAAAAACUAGCCGUAAAUGCCUCUGUCCCAUUAAUUGAGACCCUCUAUUCUGUCUUGACAGCUGCAGAUCUACCGACAUGUACUCAUUGCGAGGGUAUCUGCUCCGACAAGGAUCCUCACCAAGCUUGUUCGCUAAAUCCAGCGUUUGGUUCGCUUGGAACAACUCAUUGUGGUUCUGUAGUAGGUAGAUACCUGGACGGCUCCGGAAAUGUUAAGGAUUUGGCAUAUCGAGGAUGCUUUGACUGCGCUAGUAAGUCAGUAAUAGCUACUUUCGACUUCAUUUUGAUAGGUCAGACUUUUCUAUGAGCAGCUAUAUAUUCGGCAACGUUUUGACUGUUAAUCACGGGUUCACUUUCGAAAUAUUAAAAAUCAGCAUGAUAGAGAGUCUUGGAAGACACAAACAAAGAAAAUCAAUAAACCAAUGUUCAUUGAUUUUGUUUGUUUGUGUCCUAUAAGAGUCGUUAUCAUGUUGAAUUUCAAUGUAUCGAAAGAGGUCUGUUGAAUCAAUUUUUUUUCCUGAAAAAACCGCUUUUUGUGCAGUAUCCUGUUACUCUAUCAAAAAUGUAUAUAUUUAAUUGAAAGCACUGACUCCACACUUGAUAAAGGAGGGCUAAAACACACUGAAAAGAAUAAGUGACACCGAAAUUAAGCCUGAAGAAAAACUGAUGCCACUAGCCAGUCUAUAGUCUUUUGCACACUGCCUUAACUACUCUUCUGUUUCAGUGAGUCAUUUUUAAUUCACUAGCUGAGUAAAAUUUAUCUUUAGACAGUGACCUAGGGAAACUAUAGUUCGCGAGUUCAAAAACAACCUUUACAGACUGCUGCAGUAAAGGUCACCGUAAACUCUGGAUCUCUUUCCUUACUGAGUCACGUAAAAUUAUUAAAAUACGCGACAAAAUACGAAAAGUGAUCUUAUAAACGACAGGAGUCAAACAAAAAUUCAUUCCCCAGGGUCCAUAUUCAGAUAUCACACUAACAAAGGAAGAACACCUGAGUGAGACAUUUUUUAAUUUUUGCUGUAGACAAAAAAGCGGCUUGUUUUGCUCUUGGGGGUUAUUUGAAAAGGGCAAGGUCAUGGACUUUGCUGGACUGUGAGAUCAACUGCUGCACUGGGAACAACUGCAACACACAAAUACCGACCGGGGCGCCAUCAGCUAAUGCAAUCACGGUAUUCGCACCAUCAGGUAAAGAGGUAGUUUUAGUACUGUUUAAUAAAUUCAGCUUAACAAAUGUGUCAAUUCAUUUUAGGAUGAACUAGUGACUAAGUCGGGAUCGCGAAAAUGACAUCUGCCCAAAUCUGUCAAAUAUGGGGUAUAUAAUUGGCCAAAGAAUAGACUACAAUGGGGUAGGGGUUCUGAGAGGCCAGCGGUACAUACCCAGCAAAAAUUGACCCAAGUAACCCCCGUUGGCAGCGGGGCUUCUACCUUUCGCUCGGUCCCUUCUCCGUUUUUAUGAAGUGAUUUUAUAGAAUUAAUUUAAUUAUGGCCUUUUCUUUUCGUUUCGACUUAGCGUCUGGACCAAAACAGUGCUAUGAAUGUGUGGGAAAUAAUCAAUUCACCAAUUGCUCGAGGCCCGAGCAUCUGCGGUCCCAGUCUUGCGCUACAGGUCUAUCUUCGCUCGGUACCACUCAUUGUGGCUCCGUGGUCGGGAAAUAUCAGGACGGCAAUGGAAAUAUCGUAGAUGGCUCUUUUCGAGGAUGCAUUGAUUGUGCUGGUAGGAUAAAUAAGUAAAUAUACCAAAUAAUAAAUUUGAAUGAAAAAUGGAAUGCCUGUUGUGAAAAUAUUCCAAGAUUGGAAAACAAACUAAAAAUUAUUUAAAUCUGGAUUUUAUCGAGACCAUACAUGAGACCAUAUAUUACUUCCAUUGACUGCUUUUAAUAACGGCGGGCUACAUGUAACCUGAAAAGCAAAACUGCUGCAGGGAGCUCGUCCGCGUCGCAAAACGUUUUGCCCAGAAUGGGUGUGUACCGGCUAUAAUUCGAUGGAGUGCGCCGUUCCUAAAAUACCGUAAAAUCUUUAACAAUGAAGGUUUAGCAUGAGAUGCAGCUUCUCAAUAAUUGACAUUAUUAUAUAUUCAAAAUAUUUCUCUUUGUCUGUUUGGCUAAAAUCCCAAGGAUAUUUCUUUAUAACCAGCUAGCGUUGACCACAUUUGGAAGACGUUUGCGAUAUGUGGAAAAUGACGUCAAUACCGGAUAGGGCUUCUGUUUACAUAUAAAAACGGUGAUUCAACAGAUUUGAAAGGAUUAUUUGAAUUGCUAAUUACAGAUAAGAAUGCGGCUUGUGCUGCUGUGGGUGGUUUUUUCAAGGGAGAUCGUCGGAGACUGACCCAGCUGGAGUGCGCAGUCAUAUGUUGCACGGGUGAUGACUGCAACAAAGUCAUCAUGCCAGUCCUAAAAGCAGGUAUUUUGCAUGUAAAAUUUCAUUUAAUAGAAACGUUUUCUGAAACACCCUUAAGUUGUAUAUCAAAUAGGAGAUUACUGUUCCACAUAUCCAUCAGCGGGAAAGGAAAACGAAACCUUGGUGUCGCGGAGUGUUAUGGACGAAGGUUGAGGAGUUUGAUAUUGAAUAAUGAAACACUCUUUCUAUAGUGCUUGAAAUAACUUCUCGAACAAGACAAUUUUAAAGGAUAUAUCGAAGGACUAGCUAGAGCUCUGUCUCGGGACUGCCUUUUUUAAUCCUUGGAUGCGGUUAUUUCCAGGGUAAAAUCAGGGCCUGUUUCCCUAUAAUAACCUAUAUGGGUAGGCUCCGCUCGAAAGGGGUACCUUUUUUUAGGCUUCGGGUAUAUCAAAGGCUAGGGAAAUCUGUCAUUCAGGUCUUCAAAAAGACCCCAAAGGGUUGACAGAUGCUUUUAAUGGCUGUGAAAAAGUCCAGAAAACAUUCUCGUUUAAUUUUUUAAUUAAUUCGUGUUUAAAGGACAUUGCAAAUACAGCACUUCAGAGGGAUGCAAAAUUAUAAACUAUCCGUGUGAAAGGGAUAUCACUUGUCAAUAGAAGGUAUACUGAAGGGGUACCAUUUCUGUCAAAAAUAACAAGGGUAAAGGGUUGGACUCUGGGCGGAGCCUCCCUGUAUAAACUUUGUUGAGUACCCCCUUACCGGGGGGCUGUUCUUGUUUAACGCGUGAAAAAUUGAGUAAGAAAGAAAAAACAUCCUAUUAUCAUUCGAUGCAAAUAUUUCUUCCUUUACAUUGGCUGACAGCCCACCACGUGACCUGCCAAUAACUGCCUACAAAUAAUGGUGUGCUAACGCACAAUGUCAUUGAACUGUUUUUGGCUGAAAAUACUAUUCUGCUCAUGCGUAAAUGAAACCACGCUUUUCUCCUUCUUCCGAUCGCUCCGGCUUGAAAAUGGCAUAUCGCUUCGCUUCCCGAAGAUAUUCCUUAAAAAACAAACUCGGUGAUCGAAUGAUAAAAAAAUUAUUGAACUCAGUUUUCGCAAAAUAUCGUGAUUUGUCGGUGUCUCGGAGAUCAAUUAUUUGCUACUGCUCGACACUGACAAAUCACGUUAUUUUGCUCAACCUCGUCCAAUAAUUGUUAAUUAUCUGUAGUGAAAGUUACCUAUUACAGAACAAAUUUGAUUAUGAAAUAGGCCAAGGUUAUGAGGUUUUUUCAUGUGGUAUAUAAUUUUUUUCAGAGAGUAGUCCAUCACCAUCACAAAGUUCAGUUGCUGGCGGUCCAUUUCCAACUACAAAAGGUUCUGAGGCUGGCGGUCCAUCACAAAGUUCCGACGCUGGUGGUCCAUCACCAAGCUCAGCUGCUAGAAAAGAAGGGCACCUUAACUCAAGAGCGUGGCUCUUUUCAUCCACAACUCUUUUUAUCUUUUCUCAAGUCAAACCGUGGUAGACACUUACACAUGCAAGCGAAAAGUCUCCUUAAGUUGACGCAUUGAGGCGCACGCGAAAUACGUAAUAAGAACUGUUAUUAUUAUCAUUAAAAUCAUUUUUGUUAUUAAAGUAGUCUUCUUAAGUUGUUCAACGCCGGAAAAACCUGCUGACUUAUAAGUCCUUUCUGCUUCAGUCGUACUCUCCAGCGUAAAACCGGUCGUCAUUUCCGGUCCUGUUCAAACAGAUUCAGUUUUUGGUCACUAUCGUGUCAAUGCGUGGGUUUAAAUGGACCUCAACUCGAUCUAAACUAUCUAUUUCAACACUGAGCUAUUGGGUAUUUACCCAACUCUUUCUCUAAUUCAGUAGUAGUUUGUGUACAUUGGUCCAUUAAAUAAAGCCUGUUGUUAUAUUCCUAGAAUUUCACUCAACUAAACAGGGACUGCCAUUGGUUGAUUCUUGGUCACGUGGCCUUGACUAAAAUCAAAUGUAUCCCGAUCGUAAUACAUUAAACAAUGUAUCCCGCUCGGGAUACAUUGCAGCACGUGAUCAAAGCAUGGUGGAAAGUGGCGUGACAGAAGGCGGGAAAAACACCGCCAGGUCCUGCCGGUUUUCUUUUUCGUGAAUGAACACAACAACACAUUCACGAAGCCUCAAGCUAAAAAGCAACGAUUUUUAAAGUUAUCCCAGAAGUUCCCAGAAGAAAAACAGCAGCUAGUGGAGGAAAAAGAUGCAGAUGAUAUACGGAAAGUACUUUUGUUUGUAAAUCAUUCAUUCAGUGGUUUUGAGAAUUAAAUUUGUGUUGUUAUAAGUACCGAGUCGACUGUUUUGGUUCGUUUUCGUUCGCUCCGGUUAUUCUUUUGUUGCUGUUGAAGUGAAAGUUCUAGAAAUAUAACAAAACACUUAAUGUCAGAUCCCUCGGGAAACCAGUUAGUUUUGUUUUCCCUCGAGUCCUGAUGUUUCCCUCGACUUCAUCUCGGGAAACAUCAGGACUCUCGAGAAAACAAAACUAACUGUUUCCCUUGGGAUCUGACAUUAAGUGUAUAUUAUUUCACGAAGACACUACUUGCCUCUAAGUUGCUAUAGCAAUGUUAUAACCCGUUAUAAACACCAUGAUCGUACUUGUACUUUUUCUCAAAAUUUAAGCCCGAGAUGUCUGUCAAGAGGCCAGAGCCACUUUAAAUAUGAGAAAAAGAAAAGCUGGUGAACACACUACAGUAUUGCAAACAGUCGCCACGGUGUUUUCUGACAGUUUUUUGGGUUGUAAACUACUUAAAUGAGAACCAGCCUGUUACUUAAUUUACUUCCAUUUUCCCUCCGGAUUAAUAAACACUAGACGUUAGAAAUACCGUCGAAACUCCCUAAAGCGACCACAUAAAAUGUGAAGAGGUAGUGGUGGCUUACGGGAAAGAGUCGAACUGCAGCAGAUCUUUUACGAGGAGGAGUCCGGACACACCCGACCUUCUGUAGAGAGCGGUUCUGCAUGAAACUUUUAGGUUACAAUAUAUGUAAAUCCAUGUUGUUUCUAAAAGUUCUUCUCGUAAAGGGUAGCGUAGUACAUACAGCGAACACAAAGAUCAGACCAUUGUAUAAAGUGGUCACUUAGAAGAGGUCAACUGAAAGCAAUAGAAAAUUCUAAAACUGUCAUCCUUAAAAGUGGUAGCGGUCGCUUACGAGAGUCAGUCGUUCCAAUUAUAAGGCUUUGACUGGGAAAAUUUUAGUGUUUUGGAUAAGUUCGACUGUAUAUUAAUUGUACUUGAAAUAACGAAUUUGAGCUUUCUCCGGCACAAUCCUUCCCUUACGAUGUUAAGCGAAGCACCGAAUUGUCUACAGAAAGCUUACCCCCAAAAUCCGAAAAUGUGCGACCCCGUGGGGAAAUGCCAUUUCCUAUUGUAACUCCAAAACUGUCCAGUUUGACAUGUCCGAUUACUAGGAGCUUGAAAUUAGAAGCUAUUAGACAGGUCAAUCGGAAAGUUAAAGAACCGAUGAAAAUCAAGUAGCAAAUGCCAUUAGCCAAUGAAAGUUAACUACAUAGCACAUGAUAACAAAUCAAAAUCAAUGAAAAAAUAGUGACCAGGUAAGCUGUCCAGCUUCAACUGGAAAAGAAAAAUAGACGAAACUAACUGGUCCAGUUAGUUAAUCUGAUUGUAGCCCUGAAAAAAUUUGAAGGAAAAAACUACGAAUUUUUAAGAAAAUGCUUUUUUCGUGAGAGGGACUCUUAAACACUGACAAACGUCAACAAAUAGCUAAAACUAUAAUUUCUAUGUGUUUGCAUUGCUCGAAAUCGUGCGCAUUUCAGACCCUAAAGCUUUUUGCUGACUUGCAAGGACCCAGGCCAUCUGUAAUAACGAUCCCCAAAAUAAAGGAGUAAAUCUCAUAGUUUACUAGAUAUAAUCGUGUAAAGUUUGCUUAUCAUUUUCGCAUAAAUUAUGAUCUAAAUUUGGAAACCGCUGAAUUUCUCUCAUUGGGUCUUUGCGAUUUUGGUAAAACUCUGUUCAACACAAGGCACUAUCAAGGCAGGCGGGCAGGUUAUUCAUGUAAUAUAUCAAACAUGAGAUGCAGUGUUUCAUCACCAGAUGAAACACCGAGAAGAGAGUUGAAAAUACGACGCGCAGCGGAGUAUUUUUGACGAACUUCGAGGUGUUUCAUCUGGUGAUGAAACACUGUGUCGAAUGUUUGAUAUUUCUUCUCAAACAAAAUCAUUUUUGAAGGAGAAAUUAAGGAUGCAAAUACUAAGCACUGUUUCAUCCGAUUUCCAAACACUCAUUAAACAUUAAUUUCCUUUGUAUUUUCUUAAUGAAUUAUUAAUGCAUUUGAGAAGCUAUAUGUUAGACUUACGAUCAAAGUAAUGGUGGGGAUACCAGAGAGCGUCAAAGUAGGAUGGUACCCUCAAAAAAUAACUGUGUUGAGUCACCUUAAGUUUCCUUUUUCCCGCCGAAACUGACGUUCUCUUACCAGUCCUUUCCCAGUCAACAGACAUCGUCGUCGUGAACUUUGUCGCGAUUUUCAAGUUCCCUGCUGUCAACAACGGGACAAGACUCACUCAAAAGAUCAUAUUCCACUUAUUUAUGAUAUGAUUCCUGGGUUCAAACCGUUCACUGUUGUUUUUUUUCCGGUGUGUUUCUUAUAACUUGACAUACUAAUAUAUCGGAAGCAAAUUUUCUGGACCAUGCAUCUAACUCUUUAUAACAACUAAAUUAACGCAUAUAUUGAAAACGUGACAACAUCUCAGGCAUCAAAAAUUCUAUGAUCUGUAUAACACCCUAAAAGUCUUUUAAAAAGUUCAUGAAUUAAAUAGAUAACUACGAAGAUUAAAAAUUAGCAUUGCUGGAGGCCUUCUAGGUGAUUGUGUAACUUCACUGGAAAGCACAUUCCUGAGUUUACCAGGAAAAAAAUGAACAGGAAUAUCUCCAAGUGAACUCGCACUGUUAACAAAAAACAAAUAGCUAUCAUAACCUAGCGUUCACCUUCAUGCUGGCCGGAAUAUGAAAUAUAUCGGAAUAAAUACGGCAUUCAAUAGACAGCUGUGGAGACUUUAAGCCAAUGGUGUUUCACAAAAGAUUUGAUUUUUUUGGAAUGCAGCUUUUUGAACCGUUGCCAAAUAAAUUUUUAACUCUUUUAGAUAAAUACUCCGUAACUCUCCUAAGUUAUGUCGUUAAAUAAUCAUUGAUAAAAAACUAAUUGAGAAGUUUACUUGUUUGGUGCUUAUUAUCAGGAAUUAUUUGCCAUCAUUAGAGAGAUCUAGAAUCACGUUAACUUAAAGACAAACGGCAAACGCCAGAUUCAAGUUACAAAUUUUCUUAAAAUAGGAAAUGAGCAGAUAAUACUGAUCUGUCCAAAAUAUUUCUUAUGGAUGAAAUUGACACGAAAAAACUGAUUGAUUUCUGGGAAGAUAUCAUGAACACUGAAUGAAGGGCGAUGGAAAAACUGGUCACCUGGUACGACUUGACGUGUGGCGUUUACCGUAAAUUUGGUUCUAAAUCUCUCUAUCACUCUGAAAACAACCUUGACACUCAAAAACAAAUGAGAACACUACAGGUCAUACAUUGCUUUCAACUGCUAAAAACGUAGCAAGUUCAACGUUCUUGAGGUUCUGAAAUGGGUUAAAAAAAAAAAAAAAACAAGCCAAGCUAAAAAGAUCCUUCACCUUUGAUGAACUAGUUAGUGCAAAAGGUAUAAAAUUGAAAGCUACAUUAAUAAACCUUAUUCAUUUGAUACCCGCUAUCUUUGGUGUUCGCGCUCAAGGACUGAUGGGAUAGAAGCGAUGUCACGUGGUUUCCCACGGGGCAAACAAGUAAAUCUGUCAAUGCAAGAAAUCUUGGUCAAGUUUGUUUAUUCUAGACAGAAAAUGACCGAAGAACUUUUUAUCUUUAAGGCAGUAAUGGCAAAUUAGGGGUGGAAUAACGACUGUAGUUGUCCUCACAGCAAGCGACAAUGGCAUAAAACUUGUCGAAACUCGAACUGUACGUAAAAUCGUCGUCUUGUUUUGUAGAAUAAACAAACUCCACCGCGAUUAUUCGUAUUGGUAAAUUUUAUCACUCAGAAAGUGCGUGUAAAGAUGGCGAGUACCGUGAAUAGGGCGGUCUAUUAAACGGUAGUCUCCUCCGCAUCGUCACCCAAAGCUCCUCCCCAUUAGACUAAUUAAACGGGGGAACCCAACUACAUUUUUCUGUAAAAUGAAUGUUCAAACUGAAGCAAAUUAUUAUAUACGCUACAAAUUUCUGCAUAACCGUUCCAUUCAUCUGAUAUAUUCGGAGUAUUCCUACUAACUUGCGAUUUUCUGACGAGGCGUUUUUCAGAUUUUCUUACCAAAGCAAGAUACUGGGAUUAUUGUUUAAAAAAAAAAUAGGGUUAGAUACAUUAUGCUCUAAAAUUUGAGCAUUAUACUUUUGAACGACACCCUCAAAACAACAGCAUUUUGCCUAAAAUUAUGCUUGAAAAGAAGCAUUAUCCUCAACCAAGAGCUAUCACAGGACACCGUCCUAUUAUGGCUCUUGCCUCAACUGAUCUUGGCUGUAUUGCCACACACAUUAAUACAACAUUUUAUUGCAUCAGUUACAAAUUUCGAACUGGCAGCAAUUAUGGAUAGACAAUUGGCCAGUCUUAGCAGCCUAACGAAAUGAUGCAACGGUGCAACAAGACAUUGAAAGUAUUAAUCAAGCCUCUUUGAAUAUGUUAAUCCUCACUAAAAGCAUUUGGAAGUAAAAAUUUCUCAGCACAGUUAAGGAAAUAUAUAUUUUCUUCAUAAUCAUUCUCUUUCUGCUGAAAAUAUGGCCAUUAUGCCGGUAUUAUGCUCGAUGCUCCGACUAUAGCAUAAUGUCCAAAAUUAUGCUUGCAUAAUGUAUCUAACCCUAUUAAAGGUCUCCUGAAAAUCUCGGUACGAAGACAAAAUGCUCACUUGAACUUUCUUUUGAAAGUAUGGUCACUCCCUGACCUCGAACUUUCGACCGGACCCAUCAGAGUGGCCAACAUGCAGUUUCCAAGGAGAAGAAAAAGCCGCCGAAAACUUUCGAGACGGCCAAAGUUUCUUUAAGACAUUCAAUAACAAUAAUAAUAAUAAUUUAUUCAUUUAUAGUGCGCUUUUUAACAUGCUAGGUGAUCAAAAGCGCAUUACAACAAUAAAUAACCUAAAAACUAUACAAAUAUUAAAAGUAUACAAAUAUAUUUAAUAUCUAAGAGAUAUUAAAAGCUAAUUUAAGAGAAGAGAAGUUUUUCAGGAGUGUAGCUAAAUGUCGUGGGUCGUGGGUAGUGGGUAGAGGUCGUGGGUCGUGGGUCCUGGGUGUGGGUGUGGGUAAAUGUCGUGGGUAAAGAAAAAACUUUUCCAAAAAAAUUAAAAAGCAAAAAGGUGUAAACUUCAUGAAAUGAAAAUCUCCGCGUACAUACCAGUCCUAUUCCCUCCCCUUGGUCAGCAAAGCAAAUAAGCGGAUCCUUUAGACGAAACGGACACCAAAAAGGCAUUUAGGUGAAACAUAAAAGAAACUUUGUACACUAUGUAAACCUAAAACAGGCUAUAAAAUAACCGGAGACUGAAUUGCUUUUUCUCAAAGAAGUCAACAUUCGUGGCUGAAUCGUCCUUUCAGUUUAAGGGAUGAUAUUCAGAAUCGUUACGUUACAGCAAUGAUUUUGUAGAGAACAAAAAAGAAUCGAGAAAAUUAUAUUUCCUUACGGCAAUAAAAUUUACAUAUAUGCAGUCUCAGCCUUAACUUGAAAGGUUGAGCAUGAAGGUGGUUCCUUUGUAAAGCUAGCCUAAGACUUCUUUAAGAAAGACUUCCAUCAAGAAACAUGAAAUACCUCAAAAUUGUCCCUUUCCCCUCCCCUUUCCCACGGUGAUUGCAUUCCAUGGUGUUAAAAAAUCUCCGCUGAUCAUUAGAAUUGUAGAUCGAAUAAAGAUUAAUAGUGAGCAGCUACUUCCAUUCAGCGAGUCAGAGCAGUCCCUUACUUUCUGCAAAUUGCACGUUAAAUUUACGCCUGUUUCGUUUAUUUUCGCCGCGAUUGCUCAGGUAUGCAUAAAUCUUCAUCGGCAACAUAUAAUGUCUUUUCAGUACAGUGAUGGUGUGAAAGGGGAUCCAAGUCCCACGUGGCAAAGGAAAUAUCAGGAAGAGGACGAAGAAGAAGCCGUGACGAAAAGGGCAAUCAAGGAGUUGGGGAUCUUCGUUUUAUAAAUAUUUUACAACUUUUUUCUAUUUAUUUUUUUCAAUUACUUUACUUUAUCAUUUUUUUCUAUACUUUUUUUACCCACGACAUUUACCCACACCCACGACCCACGACAUCUACCCACUACCCACGACCCACGACAUUUAGCUACACUCCUGCUAAACACAGCCGACAUUUACGUUCACCAAUCACAGGCCGUUUACGGAUUUUUGUAAAACGUAACUCGAGCCGCUUCUUAAGAUUCGCACGAACAGUGGGGCUUUUUAUCGAGUGUGCGAGAAAUUUGUAAUUAAAUACAGAGUUCAACAUGUACAAGUACCAGAGAGAAGCUAUCCUGCAAAUUUCAUAGCGAAGACCGAUGAGUUCAUAAAUUUGCCGGCGGGAUUUGGCAAAUCCCUUGUCUAUCAAGCUUUGCUGCUUGUUUGCGACACAGUGCGUUUCUCUCCUGGUAAAUCUUGAAAGAUCAAUCUACAAAGCUGGAAAAUAUUGGUAUUCCUGCUGUAACGCUCAGUGAUAUUAGCAAAGAGAAUAUGAGGGUUGUCGAAAGAGGGACUUUCUCUGUUGUUUACGGAAGCCCAGAAGCUUGGUUGAAGAUCGAUCGGUGGAGGAAAUGUUAGCGAGUGACUUGUACAGUUAGUAUCCUUGGUCGGCGACUUUCCCGAGCAUGAUUAAAUAUUUUAUCGAGAAAUAAAAUACAGUGAACAAUGAAAGGUUCAAUGAUUUAUAGAUUAUAAGCAUUCUUUCUUUCUUUGAAGGAGCGAGAUUAAAGUUUGUUGACAUGUAGAUUAAUUUGUCGUUCUAGCUUGAAGUUUGGACUUCGGCGGCACCAUGGUCAUGUUUACUUAGCUUGUGAAUAAAUAAACGCAACGGGAAGACGUGCUUUUUUGCAGAACAAGUAACAACUUCCGAAAAAACUAUACAGCUGACUGCAGCUUUAUUGCAUCGUUUCUGUGAUUUUUUCAUAACGUUUGAGUCGUCUCAGGUAGAAGACAGGGGCACCCAACGAGGAUAUAGUUCAAAACCACUUAACAUAGCAUUGUUGAACGUAUUUUAGUAUUUAAACGAUAGAUAUAGGCAUAUUUUUAUCCCCUAAAAACUUUUCAUCUGUUCGGAUUUUCUAGCUGAAAGUCUAGUGAUCCGAAAAUCAUAGGGAUGAAAACUCACCUUCUCGAAAAUUUCAGCCAGAAAAAGGCUCCCGAAAAUUCUAGGUGGCCUUUUUUAGGGUCAAAAUCCGUUAAAAAUGGGUAAUUAUACCAUUUUGUAGAUGUUCGAAAAUCCUAGGAGAGGCAGGCAAGCAAGAAAUUUUACAACAAAUGUUCCGAAAAUUCUAGAUCUCAAAUCGUCUUCCAAACAGAUGUUUUCCCGAAAACUGCCGUUUGGUGCCCCUGAGAAGAUGGCGGUGGAAAUAAAUAAUUCACUUGAGAAUACAAAGACACAUCAACGUCCAGAGCACACUUGAUGAGCCUUGCGAUGUCGGCUGCGCUUUUUCUAAACACACGAACUUGGUCCUUUCCUAAAUUACAGCUGCAAAGAAAACAAAAACAUUCGCUUCUUAUAACUUUCUUCGGAGUCUCAUCCAUGCUUAGCCGUGGAAUAAAUAUUCCUCUAAAAAAGCGAGAAAUGAUUCGUAGGUGCCGUUUCACUUGUAUCACAGCGCUUGAUUGGCUGAUCGUGACACCAUAACUAACCGCUUAUUGGCUUAUUCAAACAAUCCAGAACGUAAAUGUCGGCUGUGUUUAGCAGACGUCCAUGGGGAAGAAAUGAAUGCGUGACAAACGAACCCCAAAGGACGUCUGCGGGGAGGCUAUGUUGGACCAUGUCGGUUGUCGGUUAAUAUUUCUGUCGGUAGUCAGCAGGGGCGGAUCCAGGGGGAGGGUGCAGGGGGUGCCCACCCCUCCCUGAGAUGACCUGCGGUUUUCUAAUACAACUAGUAUCCUGCAAAGAAAAAAAAAACUAUGUGGUUUAUUGGUGUUGAAGUAGAGCAAGAGACGAGUGCACCCCCUCCUAAAAAAGAUCCUGGAUCCGCCCCUGGUCAGUUAUAUUUCUUUGCCGUUUGUCGCUUGUCGGUUAACCCCAUUCAGACCCUCUUUAAGCCUUUUUUAUGGUCUGCCACGACUGAUAUCUAAAUGUGAAGUCAAUGAGUCUUUGUUUUUUCAAAUUAUCGCGUUUAGCGGUGAAGGAAAACAAGUCAAACAUUGUGAUAUCGCGUUUCUAGAUUGGGAACUGUAGAUAGGAUGUGAAAAGUUCGGUGAAAACUUGUCAGAAUUACAGACAGACGCGCGAUAUACUGUAGGACUACUGAACCUGAACGGUGAACUAAAUUAAAGAGUAAAAUUACAUAAUUAUUUGUUUUCUCUGCAUUGCAUCUCAUGCAUUAAGUUUACUGAGUGUCGUGAUUAUUUGUGCGCUUGUAUCUGAGCUCAGGCUCUCAAGAUCUACACUUCUAAGUUAGUAGCACAGUUGCAACAACAAAAAAAGGAAAAAAAGAAUUCAUAUUUUUAAAGAUGCACACUACCUGAAAAUAACAGCACAAAGAUUAAUAUUGGACUGGACAAUAUAUUAUGUUGCAUUUUCGGCCUUUGACGUUUGAGCAAGUAAUCGUACGACGUUUAACGUAUUUGCGCUUUUAAUACAUGCCCUGGGAAAGAGAUCUCUAUCUUGCAGUUGCAACUUAAAGGCGUCUUACAAGGGAAUGUUCGAAAAAUGAAGUUCUUUCCCUUGCUUGUCUUGCUCUUUGCCGCAGACGCGAUAGGUAAGUGAUCGAUUUUUAUUAUGAAGACUGUAAACUGCAUUCUUUUGGUACUCACAGGGACAAAAAAAGUAAAAAUAAAUAAAUCAAUAAAAAUGUAAGCAUCAUUAAGUUCUGUCGCCGAAAAAACCCGAACGCUUACUAUCAUGGUCAAGCAAUUUUAUUAACUUACAUUACGGAAAUAUCCACGAAAUAUAAACGAUCUAGAACAGGAGCUCCAUUCGAGAGCACCUUCCUUCGUGUCGACCACGCGAGAAUCGUAAAGGUAUCGCUUAGGUUUGUGCGUAAAUUUAUGUCUAUAUAAUAUAGAAAGAAUCAAAAUAAUGCUGUGUUGCUCGGUUGGAGUAUGUUCUCUUUUAGCGGUCAAAUAAAGCCCGAGCCACACCCAGUAGAAAGCAGAAAAUAAUAUCUCCUUUUGAACAUAAAUCGCUUUUGAUUAAAGAUUUAACUUCCUUAUGUCUUUUGAAUCAUUUCGUUCUUUAAUCAUUUCAAAGUUUUUAAUUUUUUCGGAGGUUAUCCACCCUUGGAAGUGCAAAAGAAUGAUGGAAUCUAGGAACUUAAUCGGUCAUUAGGCGGACUUAUUUAACACUUGACUGCUCAUGGAGGCGUCAUUUAAAUAUUAGAUACCUUAAACGAAAAAAAUGUUUAUUAUAUUGACUGAAAAAACAAAUUGUCGGCUCGUAAGGUCCCUACUAGAAUUUUCCAAAAAACACUGGUUAUAUUUAUUUGCAAUUCCAUCGAAGCAUUUCGCAGCUUAUGUUGCUUUUCUUUAUUGAGCUGCUGAGCUGUUCCUAACAGUCUGCCAUGUCCCGGAUCGAGAAAAACGUGGAGUUAGUGUAUGUGUCCUUGUAUUUCAGUUCUGUUGUAGAAAACGAAUCUUGUGAUAUUUAUAGGUGGUUCUAGAGAAGAGCCUGUAGACAGGAUGUUACAAAAGGACGGUGAAAUCGUGACAGAAUUGCCUUAUGUGUGUAUGUGGUUCUUUUACUGACGAAAUAAAUAGGACUAUUUAGUUACCUGGUGAUCAAGUUACCUGCCUGGUGAUGGUGAUAAAGUAAAACUACGGAAUGUUUUUGGCUAUGCAUCCAGGCGAAUCAAUGUGUACCGCGUACUUAUAUUUUGCACGAUUGUUUUGUUUUGUUACGUUUGUUUGUGAAAUGCUUUAACUAGAACGUAAGACUCGAAUUAACAACACUUAUGAGUUAGUACAACUAUCUAUCAAUUCGAAGAAGAGAGAAGAAUAAACUUGAAACGUUUUAUUCAUUUCAAAUUUUUGAGGGCACUCUUCCCAAAAACAAGGGUAAUUAAUAAGGACAAUUGGACACUGAACUAUAUAAAACAUGACGUUGCAUUUUCAAUUCGGCAUUUGACUUCCUGUUGGGUUCCGAUUCGAAAUUAAUAUUAAAGGUACUGUCAACUUUGAACCAAUCAUAGCCGGUUAGAGUAAGUAAUAUUACUUUCAACACACAUAUUUCGCUGUUUUAAUAUCCACCCUGGGAAGAGGUCUCUAUUUUCCGUCAAAGAGGAAACGCAUCUUACAAGGGACUGUUCGAAAUAUGAGGUUGUUUCCCGUGCUCGUUUUUCUCACUGCUGUAGACACGAGUGGUGAGUGACUUAGUUGUGUCAUUUUAAUGUUGACUCCUGAGGAACAAAUUAAAAAAAAAAUUGCACUGAAAAAGGUGAGUCCAAAAUCUCUCGUGCAAGAAUAAGGAAUGUAAACUACAACGUAAUGCUGAUCGCAGAGAUUGAAAAGCUUGCUAUCAAUUGACUUUGCAUCUCGUUUGAGCCUCUUUAUGGGUACCUGCGCUGCGCCGGGACGUCGUUUUCGUCGCGUGUUUUCCAUCAAAUCGUCGGUUUUUCAACGAAAUUCUCGCAAAUCAAGAAUUGUUUUGCGAGGUAACGCUACUAGCAAGUUUGGAAACAAAAACGUUGACGACGGAAAUUAAAAAUUACCAGCUUAAAGGGGCUGUGUCACGGCAGUCCAGUUCAUUUUGUUUAAUUUUGUCAAUUACUCGCCCUCAAUUGCUAUGAAACUUAAAGUAAGUAAAGAAAUUACAUGUAAAUAACAAAAUCAGAGAUCCGAGACAAACAAAUAUGUCUCCUGAGCAUUAUUUUUGAAGUUGCAAGUAGCAGGGAUCAACUUUGAAAAACUGUUAGGCUGGACAGUUUUCAAAAACCCUAAUUUCAAUCCGUUUCAAUCUUCUUCAGUUUUGCCCAUCCGUGGCAUCUGUUGUUUCUGUUAUGUUAUUUUAACCUUCCUUUAAAGUUUUAAGCAGUUAUUUUUAUGUUUUUCUUAAUUUAACAGGCAUUUUGUAAUUUCCUAAUUUGGCUGAAUUUCGUGUGACAGCUCCUUUAAGCAAACGAAAACGUGCAGGUAAUCAUUGAGCACACUUAUGCUCAUCCCCUCAGGUGUAUAGCGUACGAUCCCCGCCAAAAUUCAUGGUUUGUAUUUCAAAUUGUUCAUGUAUUUAUUUUUUUUUUCAACUUCAACACUUGAAUUUUAUGGCUGAAUUCAAUAUUUUACACUCUUCCUGUUUAGAGUUCACGUCAUUGGAAAACGUUUUUACACUUGUCUUUUAGCCUUUGAACAUUGACCUUGCUAGCUGUACAUUUUCCACUCGCUUUGUCAAAUUACACAGUCAAACCAUGCAAUAUUCAACUCGACAAACAAAUUUUUAUACACUGCUUCUUUUUAUUAGUUUUGAUGCCUGAACCAGUAUUCUACAUUUGACUGAGAUGCCAAUUUUUCAUUCGAUACUCAUUCGCCGCAUUUCGCCAGUAACCGCGUCAAAUUUCAAACUCAACAUCGUAUAUUUUCAACUCAACCUUUGAAUUUUUGUCUUAACAGUGGCUGGUCCAACCCAGUGCAACUCUUGUCAGUCCAGUGAUGCAGCCCAAUGCACCACUUCUCCAAGAAACCAAGUUUGUGCAACAGAUGGAGAAUCCCUUGGUACAACUCACUGUGGUACCGCUGCCAUAAAGUAUGUAAAUUCAUUCGGACCAAACGAUACCCGGGUUGAAAUAGUCGGAGGAUGCUUCGAUUGCGCAGGUAGGUUGGUUUUAAGGCGUUUCGAUACAGUUUUUCAGAGACCAAACCAAUCGCCUUAAAAGUGGCUUCUUCCUUGUCCGAUCGCUAAAAAAAUUUUCACCAGUAAUUGGCUAUGGAUUGAAAAUUGUGAAAUGUAGUUUUAAGUAAACCGAUAUUACUAUGACAACAAGAAACAAAAAACUUUGAAAUUGAUAAAAGCCGAAUUUUGUGUGAUCUAGAUCAGCUACUGAAAAUCAAACACUAGGAACUUAAACUUUGGUGUUUAGCAAACAAUCUCAGUAAGAAGUAAAAAGUUCUGUAUGUUUGAAUUCGACUAAAACGAAAAUAUAUUUCAAACGUAAUCGAUUAUUUAAUCAGAACGUGGGGAAAUGCGUGACAGACUAUUCAAUAAAAACGUUAUAAAUGACUCAAAUUUUAAUAUUCUUAAGUAGUGUCAGAAUGCUGCUUAAUAUCAUAUUUUGACGCAAGGAAAUUUUGCUGUAUUUUCGUUCAUGCGAUCUUCAAGCGAUCUUGAAAACUAACCCGUAUUCUCACUACCUGUUUAAGUGCAACUUCAUUCAAAAUUUGGACUUUUAGCGCUUUUUUUUAUAUCUCUGAAGCGACCCUUCACAUAAUCUUCAUAAUGUAUAUAACUGAAGGUCUAAAACUUUCAUUGAGAUUGAUUCACUGCAACAUCUUAAAAUUUCGAGACAAACCUAUCCUACGAACUUGUCAAAAAUCUGCGUCCACAUUCACUGUUUUGACGUUAUGCUAAUUUUUCCAAAAUAAUCCGCACUAUACGUACCUCCAUUGCUAGCACAUUUUAGUUGAAUUUAUCGCAUCUUUUGAAGGUAAAACAUUGACAAUACUCACAAUGAAAUGUACUAGUCAUGUAUAUAGGUAGAAAUUAUGUCAUCUUAACUUAGAUCAGCGUGCCGCGUGGGAAAUUUCAUUCAACCAAUCAGAAGAACUACCUAGAUCUGUCUAGUGACGCGUCAUCAGUAUGGAAUUUCAACGCUCGUUUCAUUUGGCGGGGAAACCAGUGGUAGCGUUCUCGGGCAUGAAGUUUUUUCACCUGAGCGUUCGCUUAACCAACCAAAAGCCAAACGCGUUUGUAUUCGUUCGAUAAACCAAUCAAAUCGCUUUAUUUCUGUUUGUUGUUUCUGUUUUGUUCGCGCGUUUUCAUUGGCCGUGGAACAUUCCGGAACGUGCCGGAACAUUCCGGAACAUCCCAGAACAUGAAAAAAUUUUUAAAAUUUUAAAAAAAUAAUAGCAAGAAAUAAAUAAGACAAUAAAUAUAGACAUAACUAAAGAGCCCAAAAAAUAAAACUAAAGAAAGAAAGAGCAUAUGAGUGAAGGCUCCAACACUUUCCCGCCAACUCAGCUCAGGAUCACAUGUGUCGUGAAUGCCGAAGGGCCGUUCUUCACGAUAUCACAGUUUUAAAGCAAACAGGGUUUAUUUCACAGCUUCGAUCCCCACAGUACAACGGCUCGCUCACACACUACACAAAAUCGUGACUUUCUUGAAUCUAUAAGCUUUUGAUUUUAAUGCGAUCUGUCAUCAAGUUCUCUGUCGCUCUGACAGACGAGUGAAACUAUUAAUAACAAAAUCGAAGGGAUAAUAAAAUCACGCCAUCUCACAAUCACGCUACACUCUUGCUUCAUAACAACAUGGAAAGCAAACAUGGAUUCAGACAGCAGUUCGGACGAUGACUGCCAGGUAAUUCGUGCAGUUUGUGAGGAAAGCUUAAAAAUUCCCGUCUUUGCGACCCAAUCUACUAUAUUUUAAAGAGGCGAACCGUCAAUCAUGACCAUCAUUUGCAUGGAACUGCCCUCACUCGCCCAGCAAAUCAAUUCCGACCAAGAGAGGAUAAAGCUUCAUCCUCUCGUGAUUCCCACAAAAUAUUGUUUCCUUAUACUCGGAGAAGAUACUAGAUUCAUUUUCUUUAUUUAUUUUUCGUUUUCAUUUUAUGUGUUUAUGUUUAUUUUGGUUAUAUAUAAAGUAUAUUUAUUGUCUUAUUUAUUUCUUGCUAUUAUUUUUUUAAAAUUUUAAAAAUUUUUUCAUGUUCCGGGAUGUUCCGGAAUGUUACGGAAUGUUCCGGAAUGUUCCGGCAUGUUCCGGAAUGUUCCAUGUUCCGGGUUUUAUCGACGGCCGUUUUCAUUUCAAGGUCGUACGAAAAUCGCUCUAUUUCUAUGUUUCACUCAGUUUGGUGGUGGUAUCACUGUUUAAAUUUUGAUUAAUUUCGUGACACAGCUCCUUUAAAUUUAUAAUAUUUCGUUAAAUUUUCUGUUGAUGUUUGGCACGUCCACGUUUAAACGAGUCUUGUACAUUGCUUUAUUCUUGAUGAAGAAAAUACUUGCUAACUUGGUGCUAAAUAUAAUUUUCGUUACAGAUAAGACCGCAGCGUGCUUUUUUCUUGGAGGCUAUUUAAGGAACAGAGGUCGAAUCCUGUUACAGUGUAAGAUUGAAUGCUGCUCCGUCGACAACUGCAACACUCAGAUCCCUACCCUGUCACAAGAUGCAGUUACUGUGUUUUCCCCAAACGGUAACGGCACUUUUACUCAACGUAUGACUCCACACAUAAAAAGUAAACUAUGCAACCCCCCCCCUGCCAUGAAAGAUAGAGCACACCACCAGGAGGGUCCCCAACAGGUUUUUCGGGAUCCGGAAUUUCCCUUAUUUGAAGCUCGGGAUUAGGGAUUUAAGAGCAAAAUCAGGCUAGAUUCGGGAUUUAACUAUAAAAAUUAACUUUAAAAAUGAACAACGUUUACAUGCUUAAUUUUUAAUUCUUAUCUUGAACUUAAAAGGAACCUCGGACGGUUGAAACGUCUUUCAUUUUUAACGUUAAUUUUUAUAAUUAAAUCCCUUUGAUUGUUGAUUCGAUAACUGUUAUUUUUUGUUAAGUGGUACUUAAAAAAAAGUGGACGAAGAGAAGCGUGUUCAAUGUGAUUUAUGCAUUUUCUUUUGGUCGAACAAAGCCCCACCUACGGGAAUAAUUUGUCUCUAACAAUUUUGGUUUUUGCUUUAAUUUGCUCCAGUAGACAGGCCUUUUCCUUUAAGAGUUUCUUGUUCAAAAACUAACGUGCUUGCUUGCGACGAACAGAGAAAAUCACAAAUUUUUAGAAAAAAACUUGUCAACUUCACAGACUAGUUCUGUGUGCACGUCUUGAAGACUCGAAAGUGAGGCUAUAUACUAUGCUACAAUAACUAAAAAAAUUACAUAUGGUCACGUCAACUGCUUGCCAUUUUUUACCUAUCUUUUACUAACAAAGAAAUAGCACCAAUUCAUCGCUUAGGGUAAAAAAGGUUCCUCCAUUUGCCAUGUAGCAGCAAAGUUCAUGCUUUUAUCAAAUUAAGGUGUAUAGACUUUGCUCGCUUGGCGUCAAGAAAAGCUCAAUAGAGACCUUAAGCUCGAGGUUUUACGGCAUUUCCUGCGAACCGCAAACGCCAAGAAGUCACGUGACUAGUGCCUUGCCGUCAUGUUUGCGGUUUGAGGUUCACGUUUGUACGGCUAGAUUACGCUCUACAGGUAAGUGAUUUACCGCAAGGUUUUUUGUACUCUAAAACUUCACAAUCCCACGUUUGAGAGAAAAUACUCCUUUUUAGAACUCUUUCGCUAAUUAAUUAUUGAACUAUUUUUUAUAGAGACGUAACUUUGAAGACGAUUUCUCAGUUAAAAUAGAAGUAAAUGAAUGAAUAAAAACAAACAUGGCAGCCGCAAGCUACCCGGCCGCGAAUCUUAAUUCCUAAAUAUGGGUAGACGGAUAACGUGAAACCGCUAACCGCAAACCGCAGAUUGCCGCUUGCGGUAAGACGGCCAAACCUCGAUCUUAAGGUCUCAAUUGUAAUCUGCGAACAAUCUUUUUUUUUGUGACAGCCCCUGGUCCAACACAAUGUCAGAGUUGCGAGGAAAGUGAUCCGUACACCUGCAGUUAUAGCCAGAGACCCCAAAUGUGCGCGACGAGUUCUCGUUCACUCGGAACAACUCAUUGUGGCUCUGCGACAGUUAAAUAUCGUGACGAUCGUGGUGUCUAUAAUCGCACUUUACGAGGAUGUAUUAACUGUGCGGGUUAGUAGAAUUUUACAUUUUGGAGGGUCGGGAGAACAGGUCUCUCCAGUUCUGUGAUCUUGACUAAAAUCUUCCCUCACUCCUGUUACUCUAGACGUCUUUUAUCGGCUAAUCCCGAUCUCUCACAUUCGUAUUAAUUUUUAAGUGCCUUGCAAAGCCUUGAAUUUCUCUCAUAUUGACAGUGGGCUAAAAAAAGUGGUGCGGCUACAGUAGACUCGUCAUGGGGACGAGAAAAAUGUGGGCAACUUGUGUCAAGUCCAAAUGAAAUGAUUUUUCACUUUUCUUAUCGGAAACCACUUCUCUACGACAACAUUUCCUGAAUCUGGCAUCGUAAAAUCGCUAAAUCGAAUGUCUUAAAUAAUAACACUACCGAACCUAGCUCCUAAUCUUUAAAAUCCUGAGUUCACCAUCUCUUCAGUUAAGCCAAACUUUCCCAUAUUGAAGUGACGGGAUUCUUAUUCCCUCACUUAAGGGUAUCGAAAAAUUGCGAAUUUUGGUCUCACUUAAGGUAUUAACGACGUAAAGCUAAUAAUUUUAUCCACAAGAGAGGAUGAAUUCAUUCUCACUUGCUAAGGGUUGCAAGAAGGACAAAACCUCCGCAAAACAAUGUUUUCGAGCAUGGUCUCUUUUAGGUGGGGUCAAAUAAAGCCGGUAGAAGUCAAUGUCUCGAGUAUUAUAUUACCUUGAUUUUUAAAUGAUCUGUUUACAGAUAAAAGAGCAGCUUGUGCUACACUUGGUGGCUAUCUGAGAUCAUUUUAUAGAUCGUACACUUUUUUGGAAUGUGAAAUCGAGUGCUGCACCGGUGAUAAUUGCAAUGACGGAGGUAAUAAAUGAAAGCUAGAAAAAUUUUUUAUCUUACUUAGCUGAAAUACCCUUUCAUGCAUGACUUAAGUAUAAGAAAGUUAAAGGUAAUGCAUUCUCGAGUAACUCUUUGUUACGAACCAUACCGUAAAUGAUCGAUUAAGCACCGCGGCGCUUAUUUAAUUAUCCCCGUUAUAGGUGCGGCGCUUAUACGAGAGCGGGUUAAGUGAGGCGUGUAUUAGGUAUGCACGAUUCAAUAUAAAGUACACCUCAAAUAGUUGGUUGAAAGUACUUGCCCUCGUUUUCAAACUCGUUUCCUGGUGUUUGGAUAUCGGAAAAACACUUCUUCUUGUGUUCGAUAUAACUUCUCGGUGUUUAGAUAUCAGAUGAAACACUGCUUCUGGUGUUUGAUAUAUCACCUCUCGUUGUUUGGAUAUCAGACUGAAACACUCCUUUUCGUGUUUGAUAUUUCACCUCUCGGUGUUUGGAUAUCGGAUGAAACACUCCCUCUCGUGUUUGAUAUAUUACUUCUCGGUGCGUGGAAAUCGGAAAAAAAAAAACACUUCUUCUCGUGUUUAAUACAAUGCUUACCUAAUUGUUUAUUCAGACAAUGGUCCAGGACAGUGUAUCGCGUGUACGGAGUUCCAGGGUGGCCCAAUCAGACCCUGCAGCUCUUCAAUGCAAAGGAACCAAACGUGUUUGACGGGUCGCAGUUCCCUCGGUACAACUCAUUGUGGUUCGGCAGCAGUGAAGUACCGUGGGGGCUUUUUUGAUGGCACCAAUAUCGAUAUAAUUCGAGGAUGUUUUGACUGCACGGGUAAGUAAAAGUAUUACUUUUAACAGUUUUAUCACAGAAAAAAUAAAUCAUAAAUAGAAACUGCUACGAUAAUCACAAUCUUUCCAUUCAGAUAAAAAAGCAGCCUGCUAUUCUCUUGGAGGUUAUCUGAAGACUGAACGAGGAGACACAUUGCUUGAGUGCGAAAUCGAGUGUUGCAAUAGCAGUAGAUGUAACACGAAGAACUCAUCUUUGACACAAGACGCGGUAACUGUGUUUACACCAGAAGGUAUUAUAUUAAAUAUUUUCAAAUUGUAUAUUUUACAGAACCAGAGCUAUGCGAGUUUACCGUGAACGUUUGUCAUGUUUGGACCAAACCACUUGGUCUCUAUCAGCCGUCAGCUGAAAAACGGAUUAGCGAUUGUCACAUGUUCGCUUGUAGCCUCCCACGCAGACGUUCGUAGGGCUUCGUCACCCGUUCCUUGCUCACGAACGUCUGCAGGAGGGCGCGUCACGAAGCCCUAAAAACUUCUGCAUGGGAGGCUAGUUCGCUUGCGAUCGUGUAAUCAAGGGUACAGUGCCAUAAACGCAUGGUAGCGCUAGUCCCUUGUCCCUGUUUCGUGACGUUGGACUUAGGUACUAGUUUUUAACCCUGUCACUGCCAAUUGUGGCUAAAGGCAAAACUGAACAAAAAUUCCCAAAUUUCAUUUUGCAAAAUUUUCAAAAACAAAUAGUACCAUGUGAAAGUACAGGUAGAGAGCUUUCAUUUGAAUGGUCACAUCAUAGGAUUUCGUCCACAGACUCAAACGUUAGAGCCCCCUUACAAAACUCCUCUAUUCACUCUGGCAGUUAAAGGGUUUUAACUGCCUAUUAAAAUAGUCUCUCUGGUCUGACUUUACUUCUCCCCUUUUGCUAUGGUAUGGGCAGCCUCUGGACCGUCGCAAUGCCAGGAGUGUUUCGACGAUAAUGAUGCAGAGUGCAUUGAGAGACAAGGCCCACAGGAUUGUAGCCGAGAUUCGCGUUCACUCGGAACAACUCACUGUGGCUACGCCAAGAUAAAGUAUGCGUCCACUUUUGGUAUACGUGACGCGGUUUAUAGAGGAUGUAUUAAUUGCGCAGGUACGUUUAGCAGGAUAAUUCUGGAAAUACGAUAUCACAGGAACUAGAAUAAUAAUAAUAAUAAUAAUAAUAAUAAUAAUAAAUACUUAGGGCGCUAUGGACUUCAGUUUUUAGGUUUUUGGUUUUUCUCUAGAAAUCUAGAAACACAAGCUUGCUGACGUUUUUACUUAGAUUUUUUAGAACAUUAGAGUGUGAUAUUAUUAUAAAUAUGUUUUUAGUAGAGAUAGCGAAGGUUUUACAGAGUAUCAGAAUUUAAUAAUAUUCUAAAUUGGCUUUUUAAGUAGAGAGACUUAUAUCACUAUGUAUUUUAGGAUUGUAUUCGUAUCGACCAUUUUUUACUUCUAAGUAUAGCUUCUCAAGUGGUGUAGGUUACGCUAUGCGCCCUAUACUACUCAUAAUGUGGACAGCAUUCCAAAGUUUCAUACUGCGACAUAAUAAUAAUAAUAAUAAUAAUAAUAAUAAUAAUAAUAAUAAUAAUAAUAAUAAUAAUAAUAAUAAUAAUAAUAACAAUAAUAAUAAUAAGCUCCCUCCUGAACAAGAGUGGCUAUGGGUACAACACCCCCCAUGGAAAGAUCAGCCACCUCUUCUACAUGGAUGACCUGAAGACCUACGCAAAAAGUGACGACGAACAAACGGGCCUGUUGAAAGCCAUCAAAUCUUUCAGUGACGACAUAGGCAUGGAGUUCGGAUUGGACAAGUGCGCCAAGGCCACCUUCAAGAAAGGGCAACUAGGCCGACUCUAGUAACAUCAAGCUCGACGUCAACACCAUCAUACAGGACUUAGAACAGUAAGGUACCUACAAGUGCCUCGGAGUAAGCGAGGGAGACGGAGUCCAGCACUCUCAGAUGAAAGAGAAGAUCCGGAAAGAGUACUACCGCAGGAUCCGGAUGGAACUCCGCAAACAAACUGAAAGCCAUCAACACCUGGGCAGUACCAGUGGUAACUUACAGUUUUAACGUCACAAACUGGACAUUACAAGAAAUGGCCAAACUUGAUACAAAGGUUAGAAAGUUCCUGACCGUGUACAAGAUGCACCACCCCAAAUCUGACGUGGACAGGCUUUACCUGCCCAGAAUGGAAGGAGGUACAGGGGGCUUACAGCUGGAGCUUUCCUACAAGUCAACCACUAUCGGUCUUGAUAAAUACCUCCAGGAGACACAGGAAACCCUUCUCCACUUUGUUAAAGACCAUGACGACAGGAACUUCUUGUACUCUAUCAACAGACAUCAUCUGGUUAUGUAAUAUAUUCCCCUAAAAAGAACAAAGGGUACCAAGGAAAGUGAAAAAUAAGGCGGUAAAGAGCCCCAGCUUUAACACAGACUUUCCUAAACACUUCUUUGACGUGACAAAUAAGUUAAAUCUUAAUCUAAAUCAACACCUAUGAUCUAACUACCUUUACUACUCGAUACAGUUUCUGACAUCAUUUUGGCAGGUUCUGUUCAUUUCUUUGUGACAACUUUAGUGGGUGCCAAAAAAACUAUCCAAGAAAGUUUGGUUAAAUUAUUAUGACCCCAUGACCACAUUUCGAAACCAUAGAAACCUAUUGUCACCAUAUCUUGGUAAAAAGAAAUAAACAAACAGCUACGAUCGAAAAACUGGCACAAACGGUUUGACAAAAGUCGGAGAAAGAAGCUUAAUUAAUAACGUUACUAAAACUGCAUUCAGUGGGUACAUAUCAUGAAGAUGUAGCUUGCAAAAGAUACAUUUAUUACUGACUUCAUUGUUUUCAGAUAAAAAGGCAGCCUGUGCAAUUAUAAGUGGCUACAUUAAAUCACGCAGGAGUGGUCUCUUGCUGACAUGUGAUAUCCAAUGUUGCACAAGUAACAACUGUAACGAUGCAGGUAAUGUAUGACGCGUUUCGAUCCGGGGGAACCCUAUUUUAGCCUAUGCAAAGAGGAUCCCCCCUCCCCAAAAGGAGAAAAGAAAGGGAAAUCUGCCAUUUCAGUCUGUAAAAAGGCCCAAAAGGACUGAAAGAUGCAUUUUAAGGCUGUGAAAAUGCUCAAAAACGACGAACCCUUAUAUAGUUAAAUGAAGGACAAUGUCAUUUUAACUCAGCUUGUACUCCGGUCCACUUAUUAACAGUUUCAAGUCAAAGGUCUCUCCCAACUAAAUUAAUUAAAUUUAAAAAGGUGGUCUUGAAGACACUAGAGUAUCCCUCACCACCAAAAACUGAGCUAACUGAGCUCGUCGAAAGGUUCAUUACUUGCCUCUUUUCGCUGAUAUGUCAGGUAAUAUGAACUUUUUCCUCACAGCUGCCGGUCUACCGACAUGUACUCAUUGCUUGGAUACUUGCUCCAACAAGGAUCCUCCCCAAGCCUGUUCCCUAAAUCCAAGUUUUGGUUCGCUUGGGACGACUCAUUGUGGCUCUGUAGUAGGUAGUUAUCGGGAUGGCUCCGGAAAUGUUAAGGAUUUGGCAUAUCGAGGAUGUUUUGACUGCGCUGGUAAGUUAACAACCAGUUUUCACCACACUGAGGCUUAGGGCCAAGGCUCUCUCCUGGGAACGAGGUCGUCGAAUCAAGUCACUAAGCAGUUUGACGUCAUAGAACUUUUCAUGUAUUUACAAUGUUACUAUUACAAUUAGUUUUGUUCUCGAACUUUCGCUGGUUAACUUAAACGCAGGUGUAUUUUCACCUUAUUUUCUCCAACCCCGACUUUAGGGUAACAUUUGCAAAAGCGAGCACCUAAAGGCGUUUUGAAGAGCCAAUUUUGUAGUUUUCCCUAAUGGUGAGAGUGUAGAGCCGGGUUUUUAAGCCACGCUUUACCAGCUGUGUGAUUUGCCCAUGCGUGAUUCUUGUUAGGGACAAGCCAUUACAAGAAUUUGCCCAUAAAUCGGGCUUAAAAAGUUAAAAACGACUUAUUAAAAGUGAUGCCCCGGUUGUUCAAAGUUAAAAAAAAACUGAUUGCGUUAUCCGCUGGAUAGUUAUUUAUCCAGUUGAUAGCGCUGUCCACCUUUCCAGAAUUUCAGUUUUCGAGGUUCUCUUUCAAUCCGUUAGGUUGCUCAUGCAACUUGCAAGGAUCACAUCCAAAGUUAAGAACAAUCCUGACAGAAUCUCCUUAAGCAUUUUUAGAAGGACGAAAGAAGGGAAAAUUUCUCAAAUUAAGCUACACGACACUGGUAUUGUUGAUAUCGUUGCUUUCAAAGAGAAGUUCUGCAGCGCACGCUGCAUUAAAAUCUUGCACUUCAGAGAGCCAGUUUACGUCGGUAGGUGUCUACAUUCUUAUCGCCACCUUAAGAAAACCAAGUGACAUUUCUUUAUCAGAUAAAAAAGCGGCUUGUUUUGCUCUUGGUGGUUACUUGAAAAUGGCAAGAUCAUUGACUUUGUUGGAAUGUGAGAUCGACUGCUGCACUGGGAAGAACUGCAACACACAAAUACCGACCGGAUCGCCAUCAGCCAAUGCAGUCAAAGUAUUUACAACAGCAGGUAAUUAGACGAAGGUUGUUCUAUUCUUCAAGUAUCGUAUUAGAGAAAAAAGGAGGUAGAGGUGAAUACUAAACGCAUUAUUCAAUUUAUUCAAAGGCAUUCCAUCUCGUUAAUGGAGGACAGAGUUUCGCAGGUUAAGCGGUUUAAUUUUAAGUGAGUUUGGCCUUUUUUUGGAAGUGUAUUUUUCAAGUGCGUUUGUUGUUCACUUCUACCAUGCCACUACUAACUAGAAAUACGUGAAUCGCAGAGCGAAGCAAAGGCUAAAGGCCAGAAGUAAGAAGAAAGGGAAAAAGCCGAUAGGGAAAGGAAACUUUAUUUAUAAAUAUAAAAAAACAAAACAACAACGAAAAAAAAAUAAAAUAAAGAAGGAGAGAGGUAGAAGAUCAGGAAUCGAACCUCGCGCCUCCAGAUUGGCGCGAUUUCUCCUUUACCACUGCUCUACUGAGGAUCACGAUAUAAGCACUAGUAAAAGUAUUUGAUGUAAACCCUUUUCCAUGAAACUUCCUCCAGCAAAGGCAGUUUAAAGCUUAACGAGCCGUAUUAAACACGAAUUCAAAGAUAUAUUUCAGAAAAAUAACCGAAAUAUUGACAGUCCAAAACGAAUUUUGUCUACGGAGUAGGACGCAAAACAUGUUUUCUUUUCCCGAUUUCCGCUGUUAUUUUGAAGUUAAUGGUCCAAAUCACAUCCAUUUUCUGUUAAAGGUACGAAAUUUAUCACCAAUGGCAUUUCUUGUCCUCCUCAAUGGCGGCUAAAGCAACCGGGCAAGUUUUGUGGCGGUUUUGUUUACACGCUGCCUUGUUGCUAGGCACCUGCGUUCGCCCAAACCGAUAGAGAGAGAGAGAGAGAGAGAGAGAGAGAGAGAGAGAGAGAGAGAGAGAGAGAGAGAGAGAGAGAGAGAGAGAGAGAGAUUUUUGACCAAAGCAAGAUCACGCGUCGCUUAGCGAUUGUUGUGCGCGUUGCCGCGCGCUGCAGGCGCUACAAAUUUAUAAACUCGUUUCGCUCGCGGACUUACGGCCACUCGCUUCGCGAGAAUAACAACAAUAAUAAUGAUAACCAUGAUAAUAAAAGAGACGAAUAAGACAGAAAACAUGAAAAAGUAAAAGAAAUGAACACUAUUCACCUGCGAGCCAACCAAGGGCUAGUCAGGCACAAGGCUAUGUUUACUUAUGUAGUGCAUAGCAAAGAGGAUUGUAGUUCUUAAAAAACUGAAGAAAUGUAAUCUGUCUAAUUUGGUAGAGGAAAGAGAGAUAGAAAAGGCGCAUGAGAAAAGGGAGAAGGUAGUCUGGAUUUAUUAGUAAGAGACUUAGGCUAGCCCACACACCACAGAGCUUUUUUGCCGGCUUGAAAAGCAUACCGGCUAUGGCUUCUGUUCUGUUAAGAACGAUGAUUUCGGAGCGAUGUCUCUUAACUGAGCGAAGCUGCACCGCGCCGAUCUCGAAAGUAGAGACUGACUCACAUAUCAGAUAGGUGUUCAUGAUUUACCGAAUAGUCGCGUCGGCACGAAAUGCUACCCCUUAUAGUGUGAAGAUAGCUGUAGUGUGAAUGAGUUACCAUAUAUAGAUCGUUUUCACUGUCACGCAACAAAAAAUAAAUUGUCAACCUUCCAGUAGAAGAAAAGAAAAUGAAAUGUUAUAAAAGACUAGUAUAUAAACAAUUUGUCCAAGUCUCAGGUCUUUGUAGCCCACAGUUUCAGUUUUCACGUUCCUUUGUAGAGCUUAGUACGGAGACGCCAUAUUGGUGUACCGUUUUGGUGCACCAAUAUGGCCGCCGGAAAUCAACAAAAACAUCUAGAGUUCACUUUUUCUAUAAAAGCUCUUCCUUUUUACUCGAGAACUAGCAUACGUGCACAUAAACGUAUGUUCUAAUUCUUGAAAUGGUUAUACUGCUGAAAAUCAAGAGAACAGACUUUUUUUCAAUGAGACAGCUUUCCAAUUUUGGUGUCACGCACUGUGAAAACUCGGAAGUUCAAAUUGCUGUAUUUUCGAAAUGAAACAUGCUACGGGACUAGAAACUUCAACCUAGUGUAAAUAAGAAUGCGUAAAACCUCGCUAUUUUGACUUUACAAUUUGAUGAUGUCACUGUGAAAACCAUCUAUAGGUAAUCAAAAAAGGUGACGCCUUGCGUGAUCUUACCUUUUACCUUAAAAUAUAUUAACUCUCUCUCCCUUUCUCUUCCCCCCCUCUCUCUCCAAUUUCCAACGCUCGUCCCUUAUUCUUCAUUAGUGAUUAAUAGUUAACGGUCGCGUUUUGUUUUCUAUGUUUUUUCAUUCGUUUAGCUUCUGGUCCGAAACAGUGUUUUUUAUGUCUGGGAACUAAUGCGACCAGCUGCUCGCGCUCAAAGAGUCGGAGGACCCAGAUUUGCGCCACUGAUUCAUUUUCACUCGGUACUUCUCACUGUGGUGCUGCAGUGGGUAAAUAUCAGGAUAGCAAAGGAAAUAUCGUGGAUAACUUUAUUCGGGGAUGCAUUAACUGUGCUGGUAGGAAAAAUAAUUUUACCCUUUGCCCAGAAUGAUUGUUGUUACGCUAAUUAUUCUGAUUAAUUCGAGACUUGAAACUCGUUAAUUAAAAUAAGUUCGCAUAUUGAGAAUGGCUUUACAACGGCGCUGAAACAGACUUUUUUACACUCAUUUUUUACCCGACAGAUGAUGUGAGAAUAUUUCAAUAUUGGCAAUGCAAUAGACAAAACAUGUUUUUUUGGACAGGAAUUAUAUUUACAGUUGACUCUCUCUUAACAAAUUUUAAACUUAAAACAUUAUGUUUUGCAAAUAUAAUUCAUUACUUUAUUUUUGUUUUCUUUCUUUAUUUUUUCUAUCACUUUUCCUGCCGUAAGGAUCAGUUUACUGUUUUAAGUUUAAAAUUUGGUACUCAAAGAUUUUACUGAUCCAUGUCAAGAGCCAUAAUAGGACAGAGAGGCAGUCUAAGGGCGUUGGCUGGGAUAUCUUAAUUUCAAAAAAGUGAAUUUUUAGAACUAUGCGGACCACGCGGAAACAGUUUCCGGUAAACUGUUUGACUUCCGGAAGACUCGCUUUCACGAUUCAGCGCCCUCUCUAUCCUAUUAUGGCUCUUGUCCAGGUCUACUAAAGAUCAGGCUGACCCUCACUAGUUUGGGGUUGUGGUUUUUCUCUCACGAGUGUUUCUCUCUUAACAGAUACACCUAUGGCAUCGCUGUAAAACGGACACCUAGAGUUGGUCCCUACCUUUCUUUACUCCCUUUAAUUGACUCUCUAUAAGACGGACAUCUCUCAAAAAGUUGCUUAUUUUCCACUAACGCGUUUUCGCCUACGCACGUUAACGCACGUAAAUUUUAAUCCAUGACGUAAAUAAUAUAGAGCAAGAUAAAAUGUGCUGAGCUUAAACGAGAAGUUGAGCGAGGUUCAACCUUUUGCGCUUACGAGCGACCUUCCAUACAUUGUCUCUAUUUUAUUCACCCGCGUAAAAUUUACGUGCGUACGUACGGAAAAAUUACGCGACAGUGGAAAUCCAAGCUAAGACGGACACUAAGUGUCCGCCUUAGAAAGAGUUGACUGUAGCUAAUUAAUUAAGGUUAGGAGACAGGAGGUUCUCAGCUAAAACGAAUAUAAAAAGUUUUUUGUUAUUAUUCCCUUUUAAUAAAUUCAACAGAAGUCUACUUUUUUUUCGUUUUUGACCGAUGAUUACAGAUAAGAAAGCGGCUUGUGCGGCUGUGGGCGGUUUUCUCAAGGGAGACAGAAGGCAAAGUUUGACCCAGCUCGAAUGCGCAGUCGAGUGUUGCACCGGUGAUGACUGUAACAAAGACAUCAUCCCAGUCUUACAAACAGGUACGUGUAACUGA